CGGAAGUGCUGCGAGUCGGAUGCAGCUGGGAUGUGUCGGAGAGAAUAAGACAAACUUGUGGUUAUUAACCAGCAGGUCUGACCACUUCCUGUCCCAGUGCGGCCAUGGUGCGCUGCCAGUCCUGCCCCAGUCGGUGCUCCCGCUCCUCGGCCUACACGCUCGCCCUCGGCCUGGGCUUCGUGGUUCUGGGGACCAGUCGCAUCCUGCUGCUCAAAUUCUCUGCCAACGCAGAGAACAAGUAUGAUUUCCUCCCGGCGUCUGUCAAUCUGCUCGCUGAGGCCAUCAAGCUGAUCUUCUGUCUGGUUAUGUCCGUCAGGGUCAUAGUUCGGGAGGGUCGAUCCUGCAGAGAUCUGGGCUGCUCCUCCAGCUCCUCCUUCCUCAGCUCGCUGAAGUGGGCCAUCCCUGCGUUCCUCUACUUCCUGGACAACCUCAUCAUCUUCUUUGUGAUGACCUACCUUCAGCCUGCGAUGGCAGUGUUGUUCUCCAACUUUGUGAUCCUCACCACGGCCGUACUCUUCAGAAUAGUUUUGAAGAGGCGCCUGUCCUGGGUUCAGUGGGCAGCGUUAGUCGUCCUCUUCUUCUCCAUCGUGUCCUUGACGACGGGAUCAGGAAGCAGCCAAAACGCCGUCGCUGUGCACAGCCUCCACUUCAACCCCCUGACCCCCCCCUCCAACUCCUGCCUGCUGUACACACAGCUGCUGGAGCAGAUGAGGAACAGCAGCGUCAACGACACGUGGGCGUCGUCCCCGUCCGUCCAGCUGUGGAGGAACAGGAUUGUGGGGAAGCUUCAGUCUUUUGGCGUCGGUCACGUGCUGCUGCUGCUCCAGUGCAUCAUCUCCUCCAUGGCCAACAUCUACAACGAGAAGAUCUUCAAAGAGGGCGACCAGCUGACCGAGAGCAUCUUCAUCCAGAACAGCAAACUAUACGGCUUCGGUGUGGUGUUCAAUGCUCUGACGCUCGGGCUGGGCAGUGAAGCCCGAGGCCUGACCGCUCACUGUGGCCUCCUCCAUGGUCACAACCUCUACUCCCUGGGCCUGGUGCUGGUCACUGCCGCCCUGGGUUUAUCUGUGGCUUUCAUCUUGAAGUUCAGAGACAACAUGUUCCACGUGCUGACGGGACAGAUCACCACCGUGCUCGUCACCACCGUCUCCCUCUUCCUCUUCGACUUCCGCCCUUCGCUGGACUUCUUCCUCCAGGCGCCCGUGGUGCUGCUGGCCAUCUUUAUCUACAACGCCAGCCGGCCCAAGGACCUGGAGUACACCCUGCAGCAGGAAAAGCUGCGGGUGAUCAACGGAGAGGUGUUCGAGAGGUCCAGAGGGGACGGUGAAGAACUGGAGCUCCUGACGAAGCCCAACACAGACAGCGAGUCUGAGGACGAGUCUUUGUAGCUCGACUACACAAGAUGCUCGACUUCACUGCAGCUGGAGACAAACUGCACAAUAGACUUGUUCUCCUGGACGUCCCAGUGUGGAGGAGAGGGAACGUUCAGACACACAAUGUGAUUGUGUGAAGUGAUUGUGCGUAUUUUGAAAUGUGCCUGUCAGAGUGUGGCUGCUGUUACUUGUGAGGAUCACCAGCGUUGUGUAUCUGCUGGAGACACGGAUCAUUAAGGGCUUGUGUUGUUCACUUUUUAUUUUCCAAGGAUUCCGGGUGUUUCCUAGUUUAACUUCUUAAAUCUGAUUCACGACCAACAGCCCGGACGAAACCCAGCGAAAGCACAACGUUCUUCUUUUACUCAGCCUAUUGCCAGUGUGAAAUACUAUGAAUUGUUUUGUGCCAUAAAAUCUGAGGAUGUAUGAAUGCCACUAUGAAAUAAACUGCAAGCCAACGUCCA
Molecule: messenger RNA, 1834 nt
Organism: Limanda limanda (common dab)
Lineage: Eukaryota; Metazoa; Chordata; Actinopteri; Pleuronectiformes; Pleuronectidae
Gene: slc35a5
Product: solute carrier family 35 member A5
Exons: 10
Coding region: 105-1388 (427 amino acids)
Biological process (GO): pyrimidine nucleotide-sugar transmembrane transport
Cellular component (GO): Golgi membrane
Molecular function (GO): pyrimidine nucleotide-sugar transmembrane transporter activity
Source: RefSeq, a predicted model, not a curated record